ACUAUUUGACUUAUAUUUCUUACAUCUUACUCAAUGAGGAAUAAAAUAUAUUUUCAUUGUUUUAUCGACAUAAAUGUAUAUCGAUGGCGAAUUUCCUGUGACUGAUAUCAUCGUCCCGUUCUACGGGACGGCUCCAUGAUGAGAGCGUGCUGCAGCAAGUCAACGCUGCCUAAAUAUUGAGUCACGGGCUAUUUCUGUAGCCACGCCUCGGGGCCAUAAGCCUGUGACAUCAAGCGGCACUCGCCUUUCAACUUGUGGCCCUAUAAGACCCUUCCCAAUCAUACAGACAUGUAAAUUUGAUCCGAGCCAAGAGUACUUGAACAUGAGUGAACGAGUACUUUGCUAUUUACAUACAUACCAUUAUACUUUAAUACAUCCAUGUAGCACUCAUUUUAAAUAAACAGACGAUUGGAGAUCUAACUUAUCAAAUAUUAAUGUCGAAUUUAUGACAGUGGAGAAAAGACAAAAAAAUAUUAAGGUACGGCUGUCUCUAAUGCGCCACAUGAUUUGCUCGAUUCUAUUCUGCAAUUUCCAAUGAUUUCCAUCAUAAAGCGUGUCACAUACAGGAAGAUUGCAAUUGACCUUGUCCGAUUUACUGUCGAUAUCGGAAGUUGUACUUUACCUAUAUCCGAAACUCAUUUAGCACACAAAAAAUACACAAGAAAAAAAUAGAACGUUAAGUAUACGAGAGAUCGAUUCUUGCAACGACGUCGCGUUACGUUGUAACGAAUUACGCAAUGGAUAUUCGAUAUCGUGAUGCAAAUCACGGCGGUGACGAUACCUAUGCCCCUUCACACAUUUGCGGACGCAAGGACGAGAGCUGAAAUAGCGAUGGCGAACAAAGAGCGGAAAUCUCUCGGUCGAGCCGUGACAAACGGAUCCGUUUUGCACCAGCCUAAAAACAGAUUGCACCGGACCUUCAGAGGAGGAUAUGCGGCCACUCAUGGACCUGCUCGUCCGGAUGCUGCUGCUGCUGCUGAUCCUAUCACUCCUCCUGGCGGGCCCUUCGCAGGCAUCUGAUGCGACGGUGGAAUGCCCAUCAGCAUGCAUGUGCAUCGUACCCGGUACCGUGCGAUGCAUGUUCCAAAGACUGGACCAAGUACCACCGGUACCUGUCAACACCACUGUCUUGGAUCUCCGAUUUAACCACAUCGCGGAGGUGCGCCAGGGGACGUUUCACGGAUAUAACACGCUACGCACGUUACUGCUGAACGACAACCGAAUCCGCGAGCUGCCGGCGGGCGCGUUCGAGGGUGCGCCUCAUCUACGAGCGCUCUAUUUGUACAGAAAUCGCAUCGAGCACAUCGAACCGGGCGCGUUCGCGCAAUUGCCAUGGCUCCAGCAGUUGUACCUGCAGAACAACCGUCUGCGGAACAUUCAACCGGGCACAUUCACUCACCUGCCGGCGCUUCAACGUCUGUUUCUGCAUGACAACAAGCUGCACCGGUUGCCCCACGAAGCGUUCGGCCACGUCGAAGAGAUGACACGACUGCGCCUCGACAACAACGCGCUCAUCUGCGACUGCAAUCUCCACUGGCUGGUGGAACGUAUGCGGGAGAAGCCGAUGGAGAUAGCGGCGGUUUGCCAAUCCCCGCAUAAGAUGAAGGGUCGCUCUCUCACCACAAUGUCGCCCGAAGAUUUUCAUUGCACAAAACCGCGCAUAAUAGAAGAACCGAAAGAUGCACAAGUGCGAUAUGGCGAGACGAUGGUGUUCACGUGUCGAGUAACGGGCGACCCGACACCGAAAAUCAAGUGGAUGAAAGAAAAGAAUGUUUCGCAUUUGGAUGUAGAGGAUGACAGUGGGAAGACGGUGAUCCACGAAGACGGCGUGAAAUAUAUCAUUCACGAGGACGGCACUCUAGUGAUCAAAGGCACAACCGUGGAGGAUACCGGGAUGUACGAAUGCGUGGCUAGUAGCGACAUGGGCUCCACCAGAUCCAGGAGGGCCGUAGCGGCGGUCGUGGCGGUACACAAUCCUUCGCCCGUUCACGAGCUUUCCGAGAAACCGGUAUCGCGAAACUUGACCGCUGGCACGGACGUGAUUCUCGGUUGCCCAGCGCAGAACGGACUCUGGGUCCGCUGGUUUCGAAAUGGUCUACCAAUUUCCUUCGGCGGCAGAAUUUCACACAGAGACGAAGAAGGCGAUGUCCUGCGCAUCUUUGCAGUCAAGGAGAGCGACGCGGGCAGAUACGAGUGCCGCGUUGGUAGAGACAGCCACAUGGAGCAUUUCUUUACGGAUUUAUAUGUCGCUUCGAUUGAUUCGUCAUUCCGCGAUUCAUUCACCGAACCCCGAUUGAUCAUCAAGCCCCAGGAUAUAGAAGCGGAAUCAGACGCUACGGUGGAGAUACCUUGUCGAGCCGAGGGCAUACCGCGCCCGGUGAUACAAUGGAAGAAGGACGGUAGCGCGAUCGAGAACAAUAGGGUCAAAAUCACGCGCGGUGGGAGUCUUCUUAUCUAUAAUGUAAGCCCGCAGGAUACCGGCAGAUACGAGUGCUCGGCCAAAAACGAUUACGGCCGUGCGAGUGCCAGUGCUCUGGUGCGCGUUCGGCAAUCGGGCGCAACGGACACGCUUGUCGUACGAGCUUUCCAAGAUGCCACCGAGGAAAUCGAUCGUGCCAUUAAUAAAACACUAGAGUCUCUCUUCAGCACCGAUGGUUCACCUAGACAUGUGAAUCCGUAUCGACUGACGCGGUUUCCGGACGCAAUCGGACGCGCAGCCGCCAGACCCGCCGAGCUCUUCGAAAGGACCCUUGUCAACAUCCGGCGAAUGAUAAACGCCGGCGCCAAGGCGAACGUGAGCAGUGAAUUUCGUUACGAGGAGAUACUGACAUCUGAACAGGUGAAGGAAAUCGAACGAUUAUCUGGAUGUACCGGUCAUAGGCAUCGGCAGAACUGCACCAAUCGAUGCUAUCACAACAAAUAUCGUACCGUAGACGGCAGCUGCAACAAUCUGCGCCAUCCCACUUGGGGUUCGUCCCACACGGGAUUCCGCAGAAUACUGCAGCCUAUUUACGAGAAUGGUUUCUCGAUGCCGGUCGGCUGGGAAAAGGGACGACUUUAUUACGGCUAUCCGAAGCCUGCCGCGCGGCUGGUGUCGACCACGCUGAUAUCCACGCAUGACAUUACGUCGGAUGAUCGGAUUACCCAUAUGGUAAUGCAGUGGGGCCAGUUUCUGGAUCACGAUCUCGAUCACGCGCUGCCGUCGGUGUCGAGCGAGUCAUGGGACGGGCUCGACUGCAAAAAGUCCUGCGACAACGCCGCGCCUUGCUUUCCGAUGGAAGUGCCACCGGGUGAUCCGCGUAUCAGUAAUCGACGAUGCAUCGACUUUGUGCGAACCAGCGCCGUAUGUGGUUCCGGCGCAACUAGCAUUUUAUGGGGGGAUGGCUUGACCCCGCGGGAGCAGCUGAAUCAGCUAACCAGUUAUCUGGACGCAUCGCAAGUCUACGGUUACGACGACGAGUUAGCGCGCGAUCUGCGCGACCUUACCACAGAUCGUGGACUGCUACGCGAAGGUUCCACGUUCCCCGGUCACAAGCCUCUGCUACCGUAUGCGUCCGGUCAAUUCGUCGACUGCCGCAGGAACCCGCUGGAGAGCUCGAUCAACUGCUUUGUGGCCGGUGAUAUUCGCGCAAACGAGCAAGUCGGUCUGCUGGCCAUGCACACGAUAUGGUUGCGCGAGCAUAAUCGUGUCGCACGCGCGUUACGCGAGAUAAAUCCGCAUUGGAACGGCGAAAAGCUGUACCAAGAAGCCAGACGCGUCGUCGGCGCUGAAAUGCAACACAUUACGUAUCAACACUGGCUCCCACGAAUAUUCCAAAGUUCGGACAUUCUCCGAUUUCUACCGCAUUACCGAGGCUACGAUCCGAACGUCGAUGCCAGUAUAUCCAAUGUUUUUGCCACUGCAGCACUGCGUUUCGGUCAUUCGCUUAUUCAGCCGCGUCUUCAGCGCUUAGAUGCUUCCUUCCAGUCGAUUUCUCAAGGUCCUCUUGAUCUGCGAAACGCCUUUUUCGCGCCCUGGCGAUUGGUGGAGGAAGGUGGCGUCGAUCCGCUGAUCCGUGGUAUGUUCGCCACCGCGGCAAAGCUAAAACUACCCGAACAGAAUCUCAAUGUUGAGCUCACCGAACAGCUGUUCCGCACCGCGCACGCAGUUGCGCUGGAUCUGGCAGCGAUGAACAUUCAACGGGGUAGAGAUCACGGCUUACCUGGCUACUUAAAAUGGCGUGAUUUUUGCAACAUGUCACAUGUGGAAACAUUCGAGCAUUUAGCUCACGAGAUCAGCAGCGGCCGAGUGCGACAGAAGCUGCGCGAGCUGUACGGUCAUCCGGGCAACAUGGACGUGUGGGUCGGCGGUAUUCUGGAGGACCAAUUGCCGGGCGCGAAGGUUGGACCGCUGUUCGCAUGCCUCCUGUUGGAGCAAUUCCGGCGCACCCGGGAUGGCGAUCGAUUUUGGUACGAGAAUCCUGGCAUCUUCCGCGCGGAGCAACUCGCGCAGAUCAAGGAAGUGUCGCUUGCCAGAAUCUUGUGCGAUAACGGCGAUAACAUCACUCGCGUGCAACCCAAUGUGUUCCUGCUGCCCGAGGAUAAUAACGGCUAUGUUAGUUGCGACGAUAUUCCCUAUGUAGAUUUAAGCGUGUGGUCCGACUGCUGUGACAAUUGUGAGGAUCGCGACAAUAGUAUCUCUCGUGUGCGAAGAGAAGCACAGAAAUAUUUUGCGCCUAAUCGCGACUACUCGAAGAUCACGAAAUCGUUAAACUGUAAUGAAAAGAUAGAACAUUUGCAAAAGAUGCUUGAAGAAAGCGAUCGAGAGACUAAGAGACUGCGAAAGCAGGCUGACAACUUGUCACAUAGUAUAAAAGAACUAAAGUCGUUAUUAGAAGAUAUUAGGACACAAUAGAAGAAUAAAUUGCAUACCAUCUUUGGAUCGUUUUCUCUCUGCUUUCUCUCCGCUACAGAUAGUUGCGCUUGCUUUCUUCUCCAAUAUAUUUUAUAUUCUUCAUGCCAUUUAUUGUUGUAAAUAAAAAUACUUGCAAGCAAUAUUGUAAACGUUAGCCAUUAUUUCUCUUAGAGCAAUGCUGCUAUUAUUAUACGUAUACAUUGCAACAAAGCUUAAAGAAUUUUUGUAAUAACA
Messenger RNA from Linepithema humile (Argentine ant), 5128 nucleotides. It is a transcript of the gene Pxn, whose product is annotated as Peroxidasin. The record is from RefSeq and is a predicted model, not a curated record. Gene Ontology annotation, biological process: response to oxidative stress. Gene Ontology annotation, molecular function: peroxidase activity; heme binding; protein binding. NCBI's taxonomy places the organism in Eukaryota, Metazoa, Arthropoda, Insecta, Hymenoptera, Formicidae.